AUGGGCGCGGGCGGGUCCUCGGUCAUCGACACGUACACCGAGCGUGGGUUCGUGGUGGGGGGCGUGGAGCAUCGGGGGAGCGUGUUCCUUUACCAGGACAUGACGCUGCUGUGGAAGGUAAAGGACAUCGCGGAGGUCACGCAGGCGUCGUUGACCGCCGCGCACGCGCUGAGGCCCCCGCCGGACCUGCUCAUCGUCGGCUGCGGCGCGCGCAUCGGGGCGCUUCCCAGGGAGACGGCCGAGUUUUUCAGGGAUGGCGAAACCGCGGUGGAGGUUCUGGACACGCCAAACGCGGUGGCGACGUACAACAUACUGGUCCAGGAGGGGAGGUCCGUGGCGGCGGCGAUGAUACUGCCGCGGACGGAGGGGUAA
Micromonas commoda is the source of this 372-nucleotide messenger RNA. RefSeq lists its product with no specific name. NCBI's taxonomy places the organism in Eukaryota, Viridiplantae, Chlorophyta, Mamiellophyceae, Mamiellales, Mamiellaceae. The coding region runs from base 1 to 372 and encodes 123 amino acids. Gene Ontology annotation, biological process: mitochondrial respiratory chain complex I assembly. Gene Ontology annotation, cellular component: mitochondrial inner membrane. The record is from RefSeq and is a predicted model, not a curated record. The transcript has a single exon.